Messenger RNA from Paraglomus brasilianum, 447 nucleotides. NCBI's taxonomy places the organism in Eukaryota, Fungi, Glomeromycota, Glomeromycetes, Paraglomerales, Paraglomeraceae. The record is from the annotation of a GenBank genome assembly.
AUGCUGUUUGACGCUCUAAAGAGAAAAUUCCCUGAUCUGACCACGUAUGGUGACGACCUAACUCAUGAAAGGAGCAUGACGGAAGGAACUUCUGACUCCGAUGUAGUAUUUCUCUGGAAGAACAAAGUAUCGGACAAAGGGGAAAUAUUUCCUGAGGUGCAAUUGUAUCCAAGGAUGCCAGAACAGUCAGCUCCUUCUCAAGCUCUUCAAACUUACAGGAUUGCUUACGUGACAACUAAGCAACAACUUCGUGACGUAACUGCAGAGCGUGACAAGUUGGAUCAAAAAGUCCAUACCCUUAUGGAUGAGAAGAAUCGUGUACCUAUGCUUCAAUAUGAGAUUGAACACUUGAAGAAACAAAUGGUAACUCAAACCGAGCAGUAUACGCGAGAUCUUCAGUGCCAUCAACACAAGACCACUGUUAAGCGGCUGACUGAACUUCCCUAA